Molecule: messenger RNA, 7394 nt
Organism: Nymphaea colorata (pocket water lily)
Lineage: Eukaryota; Viridiplantae; Streptophyta; Magnoliopsida; Nymphaeales; Nymphaeaceae
Product: inositol hexakisphosphate and diphosphoinositol-pentakisphosphate kinase VIP2-like
Exons: 31
Coding region: 866-4060 (1064 amino acids)
Biological process (GO): inositol metabolic process; inositol phosphate biosynthetic process
Molecular function (GO): 5-diphosphoinositol pentakisphosphate 1-kinase activity; inositol hexakisphosphate kinase activity; diphosphoinositol pentakisphosphate kinase activity
Source: RefSeq, a predicted model, not a curated record
ACAUCGCCCGCCGAUUCGGAAUCCUCAAGAAGCCACUGAGCGUCGAGCGAGGCCCACAGCCACAGUGCGGCCUAACGCCCGCCCCGUUUCCCUUCGCUUCCCUUUCAAAAACCGAACGACGCGGACUGCAGGAGGAACCGAGCGCCGCCUUCAUUCUGUAUUUCCCUUCGCUUCACUUUCAAAAAAUACCGAACGACGGGGACUGAAGAAGGAACCGACAGAACAAGAAGGACCGCUUUCAUUCCGUCUUGUUUAGAUACGAAGGAGGAGCCAGAUCGUCGCCUUUUCGUCUCCUCGUCGUCGUCAUUUUCUUUUGCCCGAGUAGACCGUCGUCCGGUCGGCCGUCGUCGGAGAGAGAAUUUCAGGCAUAUCCAUCUGCAAGAAAAAGGAGGAAGGAAAAAGGAAGCUGAUCUUUUCCUUUUGUCGUGACGCGAGGACCGUCUUUACCGGCAAGAAAAGGAGACAAGAAGAAGGAGAAGCUCUGGAAGUUUUCGUCCAUUCGGAUUUCAUCGUCGUUUCCGUGGCGCUUGAAGUCUUGGCGGUUUAAGAGAGAGAGAGAGAGAGAGAGAGAGAGAGAGAGAGAGAGAGAGAGAGAGAGAGAGGAACGUGACGUGGAGGUUUCGUGCUGGAAGCAGUGGUCACGUGGUCAGGAGGAGCCGAAAGAAAAGGAGCGAGAUACUUCCGUUUCUCCUUUCUCCAUCUAUUGUUUUCCUCUGCUCUUUGUGCACAAAGAAGGAAGCCACCAAACAAGCAGCCGGUGAAGGGUAGGUAUUCGGGUUCGUUUGGCCUAGAAAAAACUCAGACGUAGAGGAUCGUUAUUCGUUUUUGGCAUAGAUAGGAAAGAGAAGCAGAAGAAGAACGCAAUAUGGCGGAGGAUAACGGCGUCCUUUCUUCGAAGAUUAAGAUCGGAGUGUGCGUCAUGGAAAAAAAGUUAACGAAGGUGCUUUCGGCUCCCAUGCGUCAAAUUUUGGAGAGAUUGGAAGCGUUUGGCGAAUUUGAGAUAAUUACCUUCGGUGACAAAAUGAUUCUCGAGCAACCAGUGGAAAGUUGGCCAAUUUGUGAUUGCUUAAUUGCUUUCUACUCUAGCGGAUAUCCUCUAAAGAAGGCAGAAGCAUAUGCUGCAUUACGGAAGCCAUUUCUUGUGAAUGAACUCGGACAGCAACACCUGCUUCAUGAUAGAAGGAAAGUUUAUGAGCGACUUGAAGUAUUUGGAAUUCCUGUUCCAAAAUAUGCUCUUGUAAAUAGAGAAUUUCCCUACCAAGAGCUUGACUACUUUGUUGAGCAAGAUGACUUUGUUGAGGUUCAUGGGAAACGUUUUUGGAAGCCGUUUGUGGAGAAACCUGUAGAUGGGGAUAACCACAGCAUCAUGAUAUACUAUCCUAGUUCUGCAGGAGGAGGAAUGAAAGAAUUAUUCCGUAAGGUUGGAAACCGAUCAAGUGAGUUUCAUCCUGAGGUUAGAAGAGUUAGACGGGAAGGUUCUUAUAUAUACGAGGAAUUCAUGCCAACUGGUGGAACAGAUGUGAAGGUGUAUACUGUUGGCCCAGAAUAUGCCCAUGCUGAAGCAAGAAAGUCUCCUGUUGUCGAUGGUGUUGUUAUGAGAAAUCCUGAUGGCAAGGAAGUUAGAUAUCCUGUCUUGUUGACUCCUUCAGAGAAGCAAAUGGCAAGAGAUGUCUGUAUAGCAUUUAGGCAAGCGGUUUGCGGUUUUGACUUGUUACGAUGCGAGGGGAAAUCAUAUGUCUGUGAUGUCAAUGGCUGGAGCUUUGUGAAGAACUCCUAUAAAUAUUAUGAUGAUGCUGCUUGUGUGAUGAGAAAAAUGUUCCUGGAUGCAAAGGCACCUCACCUCUCAUCUACAAUCCCGCCGACUCUCCCAUGGAAAGUUAAUGAACCUGUUCAACCAUCUGAGGGAUUAACAAGACAGGGCAGUGGUAUCAUUGGCACAUUUGGACAAUCUGAGGAGUUGCGUUGUGUCAUAGCUGUUAUUCGCCAUGGUGAUCGAACCCCUAAACAAAAAGUGAAGCUGAAGGUUACAGAGGAAAAACUUUUGAACUUACUUUUAAAGUACAAUGGUGGCAGGCCUCGGGCUGAGACAAAGCUGAAAAGUGCUGUCCAAUUACAAGACCUGUUGGAUGCAACAAGAAUGCUGGUUCCACGUGGCAGAUCCGGCAGGGAAAGCGAUAGUGAUGCGGAGGACCUUGAGCAUGCGGAGAAGCUUCGUCAAGUUAAAGCAGUUCUUGAGGAGGGUGGUCAUUUCUCUGGUAUCUAUAGAAAAGUUCAACUAAAGCCUUUAAAAUGGACCAAAGUUGCAAAAACAACUGGCGAGGGUGAAGAAGAGCGUCCAGUCGAGGCACUAAUGGUUUUGAAAUAUGGUGGGGUGUUGACACAUGCUGGUAGAAAGCAGGCCGAAGAACUUGGACGUUAUUUCAGAAACAAUAUGUAUCCAGGUGAAGGAACAGGCCUACUUCGGCUUCAUAGUACAUAUCGUCAUGACCUGAAAAUUUACAGUUCCGAUGAGGGCCGUGUCCAGAUGUCUGCUGCAGCUUUUGCUAAAGGGCUUCUCGACUUGGAAGGGCAAUUGACUCCAAUCCUUGUGUCACUUGUUAGUAAGGACUCAUCCAUGUUGGAUGGACUUGAUAAUGCGAGCAUUGAAAUGGAAGAGGCAAAGGCUAGGUUGCAUGAGAUCAUAACUUGUCCAAGGAAAGGAAGUAAUGAAAAUGGGAAUGCCGAAGUUCCUUGGAUGCUUGAUGGUGCAGGACUUCCUCCAAAUGCUUGUGGGCUCCUCCCUAAGUUGGUCAAACUAACAAAAAAGAUCACUUCUCAAGUAAAGCUCCUUGCGAAAGAUGAAGACGAAAAGCUCACACAGACAGGCUCUUACGAAGUGCUUCCUCAAUACGACCAAGCCAAGGCCCUUGGAACAACAAAUAUUGAUGUUGGGCGCAUUGCUGCUGGGUUGCCUUGUGGUAGUGAGGGUUUCCUCUUGAUGUAUGCUCGUUGGAAGAAGCUUGAGAGGGACCUGUAUAAUGAACGGAAAGAGCGAUUUGAUAUCACACAAAUUCCUGAUGUUUAUGAUUCCUCCAAAUAUGAUCUUCUUCAUAAUAGUCAUCUUAAUCUUGAGAGCUUGGAUGAACUUUUUAAGGUUGCUCAGCUGCUUGCUGAUGGUGUCAUCCCUAAUGAGUACGGGAUCAAUCCCAGUCAAAAGCUCAAAAUUGGCUCUAAGAUUGCUCGCAGAUUGUUGGGAAAAAUAUUGAUUGACCUCAGAAAUACUCGUGAAGAAGCCAUCAGUGUUGCUGAACCUAAAAGCAGUAUGGAGCAACCAUUGAAUGGUUCUAGGAGCAUAACAGAAGAACUUGAAGCAGUUUCAAGAUGCCAGCUUAAAAUCGAUGACACUAGACGACUAAGUUCAACAAGUGAGAAGUCCUUGGACCAAGAAGAUGAUGAUGACAAAGAAACCCAGUACCGGUUGGAUCCAAAGUAUGCAAAUGUCAGGACUCCCGAGAGGCAUGUUCGUACAAGACUUUAUUUCACAUCGGAAUCUCAUAUACACUCUCUGAUGAACGUCCUUCGAUACUGUAACAUGGAUGAUUCACUUCAAGGGGAGGCGAGUCUUGUUUGUGACAAUGCAUUGGAACGAUUGUAUAAAACGAAAGAGCUGGAUUAUAUGAGUUACAUAGUCCUUAGAAUGUUUGAAAACACGGAGGUAUCGCUUGAAGAUCCAAAGAGGUUUCGCAUUGAGAUGACAUUUAGCCGUGGUGCUGAUUUGAGUCCAUUGGAGUAUAAUGAUGAGGUGGCUUCAUCCUUGCAUCAAGAACAUACGCUGCCAAUAAUGGGGCCAGAGAGGUUGCAGGAAGUGGGAUCUUGUCUCACACUGGAGAGGUUGGAGAAGAUGCUUCACCCGUUUGCCAUGCCGGCCGAAGAUUUUCCGCCUCCUUCAGCACCUCAAGCUUUUGCUGGCUAUUUCUCUAAAACCGGUGGUGUUUUCGAGCGCCUAGCAAGUCUAUGGCCAUUUCACAAGCAGGCAAAUGUGACGCAGGGAAUAGACGACGGCAACACGAAUGGGAGAUAGUGGGGCCCUGAGUUUCCUCCUUUUGCCGGUGGUCAGCAAGCCCUUUCCACAGUUCCACUGGUCUGUCCUCCUGGGCUUCUAUGGUGGCGAAAAACACGGAAGAUACUACGGGAUGUCACCCAGAGACACCCAGAGAUUGAAAUUAAGGAAGAAAAUGGACAGAAACGUCUCUUUUUGUCCAAGCUAGCCUAUGAAGAACUGAAACGGCCGUUCAGGUACUCGACGAUUGCAACCCUAGUUUGUUGGAGGCCGGAAUCGUCUGAACUACAGUUUCAUCUUCACAGCGCUUCGAGCCCAAUGGCCUGGUAUGCACUCUCUGCGUUGUUCUUCUGUUGGGAAAAGCCUUUUUUAAUUUGUGCCCCUUCAGAAGAGGACAUCGUGGCUAUAACCGAUCUUGGUAGAUGGAAGAUUGGCCACCGUCUACUCAUUGCCAAUAGGUGGGAGCCGGCUCCCCAUUGAAAACCGAUGCGGCUAACAAAAUCUGGAUUAGGUUCCCUGAUCGCCCCACUCUGUUCUGGCAACCUAGGGUUCACAAAAACCCUGCUUCCAUAAUGGGAGCGAUCUUCGUUGGGGUUGAUCCCUUCACCAAGGAGAGGUCAUGCCUCAACUUUGCUCGUAGUCUAAUUGAGGUCCCCUUGGGGUUCAUCCCUGUCCUUGAGGUGAAGCUUGUCCUAGAAGAACAGAAGGUUAUAGUGCAGGCAAUUGAGUGCGAAUCGAGGAUUCGUUUUUGUUCAGAAUGCAGGUCUACCAGCCAUUUCAGGUUCGUCUGCAUGGCUCGGAAGGUGCUGUCUCUAUAAACGCCCUCUAGUUCCCAAGCUGUUUUGGCUAUAGGAGAGGAAUGGAAAACGGUUCGAAUGCCCAAGAAGAAAAACCCCAGCUCUCUAAGAAGGUCCCUGUAACUAAAUCAUCUAACAGAUUGGACUCCUUGCUGUAGGAGACAGAGGAGAAAUCUGAUCAGAUCGGUGCUGCUCCAUCCCAGUAAUCCCCUUCGACUGGUGAACACGAUGCACCAAAGCCUGCGGCUAAGGUCCCUCAGCAGCUUGAGUUCCCCCCGCACCAGUAGUGCAGGGCACUCCGAACACCCUAUAGCGGAGAAGGAAACAUAAGCAUUGGCUUCCCUUCAACAGGUUGAAGGGCUUACUUCUCCCAUCGUGGCCGCAGGCCCCUUGAUGGCAAGCAAAAUUGCUGGAAACAAAGGUAUUUCAGAUCGUUCUAGUCCCUCGUUGGAUGAUAGAAACAUGAAAGACAAUGAAAAAAAAUGUGCCCUCAAACACAAGGAGGCUUGAUCCGAACAUAGCCGAUAGCGCUCUGCCUCCAGACAAGGAAAUGGAAGAUCAAUCCAGCGAGGAGGAAGAUACCUAGUGUUUGAUGAAUGAAGAUUCUUCAAUAGACUUGGAGAGUGAGGAAUUCUUGCUUGAAUCAGAGCCUAAUGAUAACUGCAUGGGGGAUGCUUGCCCAGAAGGGGGAUUGAAUGUCGCUGAUGGCCAGGGUGGGAGGGGAGAAUCUAGCCCUCAUUAAUGAAGAUCCUCUCAUGGAAUUCCGAGGGCUAGCGAGGAAGCUAGCUCAGCGUGACUGCAUGGACAUCAUCAGGAAAGCCAACCUGGUUCUUGCGUUCUUAGUUGAUACCAAGCUCACAUGAGAUCGGCUUGAGAAAUUCAGUACUGCCUUUCAGGACAGUGACUAAAUUUCCAAUCUACAAGAGGAUGGGCUAGACCAGAUGGAAUCCCAAUUUGGUUGAGGUUCUUGCAGUUGUUGUUAAGCUACAUUGGUGAUUCUUACCCUCAAACAGCGCCUCUUCUAAUAGAGUAUUUGGGGUUGUAGGGGUCUACCUAGAUCGUGAUUUCAGACGUCGAGUCCAACAAUUUGGUCAACUUAGUGCUGACUUAGGCUUGGUCUCCCGGUCAUUAGUAUGGCAGACUUUAACUUUGUUCGUGGUGAAUGGGAGAAGAAGGGCAAACCUCCAGCCUUGAGGGCUUGCCUUGCUUGUUCUCGCUUUAUCUCACGGCAUAAUUUCACCGAAAUCUUUAUACUUGGACGAACAACAGAUCUGCGGGGAACAAUGUUAUGAGCGAAUUGGACAGAUGCCUUGUCUCCGCAAGUCCACUGGCCCUAGCUAAGUGGCUCCAAGAAGAUUGUCUCUACAGCUAUGUCCAUGGAGUCCAGUGGUUGCCCGAUGAUUAGGCUGUUGUCCAAACAUGACAGGACCAGAAGAGACCUCAGAAGCUGGAGCAGAAAUGAUUCGGCUAAUCUAACAAAAAUCAUUAGCAGAUUGCGUACUCAAAUUGGUCAGGUCCAGCAGCGCAGCGAGAGAGAACGGGUGAUUGGCGGAGAGUGUGAACCUAAGGUUGAACUAAGUAGGCUUCUGUUGUUAGAAGAAGCCUAGGUCAUGCAGUCCAAAAUGACGUGGCUCCAAGGAGGAGAUAUGAACUAUAAAUUCUUCCAUGCCAUGGUCAAAGGAUGGCAGAGGAAAAAAACACAUUUCUACCGUCUCUUAUGCUGGGGAAACUUAUUGCGAGCCUGAAGACAUAUUUCAGGCCUGCACGGCUGCACCCGUUGCUUUUCUGAUCUCCUUGGAGCAUCUCAGGCCUCGGGCAACCUCCCGUCCUCACUGGUAGAGGCCUCCUGGUCUCCCAAGCUGAAAAUGACAGAAUUUCUGCCCCCAUUGCUGACGCUGAAAUCGAGUGGCAGUACUGAAAUCUGACAAAGAGUCUACCCCUUGGCCGGAUGGGCUUAGUAACAAGUUCUAUCAAGACUUCUGCCCAUUCUUAAAGAUGAUCUAGCUUGUACGACCAGGAAUUUGUUAACUACAGGUUGCAUAGUAAAAAGUAUUAACAAUACUCAUAUUGUGGUUGUCCCUAAAGUUCAUGGUGCUGUUCAGAUUAAAAAGUUUAGACCUAUUUUCCUUUUAAACAGCGUCUUGAAGUUUAUCAAUAGAAUCAUGGUCGCUAGCAUGCAACCGAUACUUGAUAGAAUUCUGUCCCCCAACCAAAAUGCUUUCAUGAAGGGCAGAUGUAUACAGGAUAACAUUUUUAGUGGCCUCGAAGUCGUCCAGCACUUGGUGGAAUUGCCACAUAUGAAAUUGAGCACAAUUUUGCAAAGAAAUAUCCCACUUGUUUCUCAAGAAAAGAUAGGAAACAUGCUCAAUAUCAUUUGAUGGAAUAGUUGUCUCAGCUCUUUGUUGUUUGGGGUUUCGGAUUCGGAUAAACACGAUCAAACAAUUCCCAACCAUGGUUCUUGCAGAUCAGAUCAUUUAUAUAGGAUACAAAAAGAAACUCCAGAUAUCGAUAUCUUUCUCUUUGAAUGAGAUGUCAAUUCGAGAUAUUGUUUCAUUAUA